Fonsecaea pedrosoi CBS 271.37 is the source of this 1623-nucleotide messenger RNA. RefSeq lists its product as uncharacterized. Bases 1 to 1623 code for a protein of 540 amino acids. The record is from RefSeq and is a predicted model, not a curated record. The transcript has 3 exons. Lineage: Eukaryota; Fungi; Ascomycota; Eurotiomycetes; Chaetothyriales; Herpotrichiellaceae. Gene Ontology annotation, molecular function: ubiquitin-like modifier activating enzyme activity.
AUGGGUGCUGGAGGCGGUGGCGGAGGUCCGGAGGUUUGUGAGACACCAGCAGGGGUCCCCGUUACGACUGAGGCAUUGUCCUCUACAGAGACUUCCAUUGGUGUAACUCCCCUCGACAGGUGGAUGACAACAAGGCGCCAGGCUAUCGAAUACCUUUCAAAGACACGAUACGUCCAUCCACCAUAUACCUUGCACCGCGAGGCACGCCACUGGACACAGACUUCCGUGAUGAGCAGCGCCUCAGAAGCGUCGGAGAUCUCAAGUGUACCUCCAGCCUAUGCUCCAAAGGCAGAAAUGCCUGGGAUGCGCGGCCGACACGAAUCUGAGAUGUGCCUCCUGGAGACACUUCCAGAGGCAGCUCAACUGCCGGAAUUAUUGUCGCAACAAAGACGAUUUGCAGGGUCAGAUUCGGCCUUGGAUAGCAUAUCCAUCAAUCUCUUCGAACAGGUUCCUGACCUGGCCAUUUCUCGGUCACACUCGCUCGCCAGCCAGCCAGCCAGCCAGCCACCUCCGAUCCCAGACGUCCUACAUCCCAACGUCCUCUUCGACGGUAUCAUGUCUGCCCGAUCCACACACAGGAGAAGAGAGGGAAAAGAAAUGCAAACACCAACACACAAAGGGCCAAAGGGCGCCAAAAUCGGCCCAAGGUUGGGUAGCGAGGAGGAUGCAAGGGCUCAAGGGCGCAACGCGAAGCCGAGGGUAUCAAGGAGCAAGGACAGCUCCAGCCACCAGAAUGGAACCUCCACGGUCACAAAUGUCGAAUCACCGAUGGGAGUUGUUAUACCAGCUUCGGUACCGCAAAUUCGACCGAAACCGAAACCGAAAGAUUGGCACGAACAUUCGCAAAACGGGGUCUUUCAGCAAGCGAUAUACGCAAGCAGACGAAGAACUGGCAAUCUAUCUAUAUCCUAUGGCAAGAAGAUCCCAUGGCACGGAGAUCUGAUUGUAUGGUUGGUGGUCUCUCCAGGGCACGCGAGCUGGUCGGAAGUUCGUGUGGCGAUACAGGUCAGGGAUUUGCCACGAUGCGGCGUCGACUUCCACAUCUUCGUUCAGUCUCCUGGCACCCAGUCCCCGUCAGAACUCCGUCUCCACCAACUUAAAAAAUACCAAGUCAUCGUGCUCACAACUACAUCUCUGAAAGAUCAACUCACGAUUUCCGAUUAUUGCCACCAGAACGGCAUUUACCUGGUGAUUGCUGAUACGUUUGGUCUAUUCGGCUGCAUCUUCACCGACUUUGGGAAGGACUUCACAGUGGGCGACGUUACCGGAGAGAAUCCCAUCAGCAACAUCGUAGCGGAUACUGAUGAGACUGGUCUGUCUGCCGCCCCUUGGGUGCCUGGUAAAGUGGUCAAACCAGAGGAGAAUGCCUUCUACUUUACCGGGAGAACGGGAGGGAGUGUGUCAGAGGUCAUGAACUGCCGCAAGUUCAACUGGUCUCCGCAAACAUACUUCAAGUGCACGGACACCAAAUGUGCUGUCGGCUUCUACACCGCAGUGAGCUUUGAGCAGUUCAGAGCGUCACCGAAGCCGAGCACCUUUGCUGCUUUCCCCGAAGGCCUGGAAUCCCAAGGACCAAGUACAAUGAACGACUCUGCCAGCUUGGACAUGACUUGUUUUCAUUGA